Messenger RNA from Ilex paraguariensis (yerba mate), 318 nucleotides. Lineage: Eukaryota; Viridiplantae; Streptophyta; Magnoliopsida; Aquifoliales; Aquifoliaceae. The record is from the annotation of a GenBank genome assembly.
AUGGUGAGUUUGGGAGCGAUUCUGAAGCAUCCGGAUGAUUUAUAUCCGAUGUUGAAGCUGAAAAUGGCCGCACGGCACGCGGAGAAGCAGAUUCCACCGGAGCCACACUGGGGAUUCUGUUACACAAUGCUCCUCAAGGUUUCUCGAAGCUUCGCCUUCGUCAUUCAACAGCUCGGCACCGAGCUUCGCAACGCCGUUUCUCGAAGCUUCGCCUUCGUCAUUCAACAGCUUGGCACCGAGCUUCGCAACGCCGUGAGUCUCGAUCCUCAAAUUUCUAUCGAUUUUGUGUUACUAGAGAAUUUUUACGGAGAUUUUUGA